AUGGUCCCGUUAGACAGGCACAACCUGGCGAGGAAAAACAUCAAGUAUCAGGUCCUGCUCGACUCAACCCGAGAAGUCAUAGAAGUCUUCGGGGACAAGAUAUCGGACCGUUACCAGUCCGUUUUCUGGAGAAUGCUCCGGCCCGAAUUCGUCAAGGGUGACUCGGAGACAAUGGCGGUCGUGGGAGCCCAUGUGGGAGCGGCAGCAGUACCGACGGCCGCCGCAGCAGAAGCACGGCAAGAACUGGACAGCCCCGCCCCCGCUGCCGCGCGGACCUUGCCGAUCGGUUUCCCCUCCAGGAUCUCCGAAAGGCCCGAAGAAGAGAGCGGGGCCUCAUCCGGGGCAACCUCGGGCUCUUCGACGGGAGCGGCGCUGCCGAUGACGGCGGCCUUCCGCCCGUUGGCGUCACGCGGUCCUCAGGACGGGCAAGGACCCGCCCCAGACGCCGCCGCCGACACCGGCGGUAGGGCUUUCGGACCGGUCGAACACGGGGAUGAGGCGCCGCCUCCGCUCAACCCUCUGUCCGGGCAUUAUGAGCAAGGGUUCUUGGACGAUUCUGAGCGGGGCGUGGAUGUGAGCGGAAACGGCGACGAACACGCCGCCCCGACCGGCUGGAACGCCCCCUCCAUCCCGGGCAGCGGCGGCGAGGCCGUCGACAACGCCAGCCCACCAAGUGGAAGCCCUGCCCCCACCGCUGCUGCCGCAGCGUCCCCAAGUGUAACAUUCCGCCGAAAAGUACCGCAGACUCCUCCGGUCCGCGGGACCCCCGGCAGGAGGACGCACGGAGGAGGCGGAAGGAGGGGGGAUGCCACCCCGCCCGGGAGGGGCAUGCCUGGGGGCGGGAGGGAGGGGGGCCGGGACCCGGCCACUGACGGUUACGACGCCAACGUGGAAACCUUGACGUUGACUGAGUCCGGCGGGUCGUGCGAAGCGUUCAUCGACUUCGACGAAAACAAUCAGUACGAGAGGGGGUUGCCCACUGGCUCGCUCCGUGCGGGCAGCUCGAACAACUGGUCCUUCAGCAGCAGGCGUAGCAGGCGCAUCGGCUUGGUCGGUGUCCAGAGCUAUCACUUCUCGUCGUCGUAUUUUGGGAGGGCCGGGUCGGCUCCGGUAAGGGUUUGGCACGAGGACCGAGAAGCUGUGUACCCAGACAACCACGGGCAAGGGCAAACCGGUCAAUCGAUACUCUUCGGAGGAGGCGGAACAGGGAGCGAGGGCAACGUCGGGGGGGGCGCCGGACGGGGAGUGGUACUGGAGGAUAUGACCAGGGGCCGGGCCAACGUGUCCUACCGGUUCUACCCCGACCCUGAACCUGAACCUGACGACGGUGACCAACAGAUCCACGAUGCGACCUCGGUGAUGCUCGAGGUUGCGGUGCCCAACGUGGUGGAAAAGCUGACAAGCCUCCCCCAAGAUGUUCAGAAAACACUCCACCUCGAUGUGGAGCUCCACAGGCACGGUGUCAAUGUUCGACACCUCGGGAAAGUGCGCUUUCUGCUCAUGGAGCAGAACAAGCCCGAGAACGGGUUGCUGAAGGAUAUGAUGCUGACGGAGAUGAUCGCACGCACGCUGAAAAACAUCCUUCGAUGUUUUCAGCGAACGUGGAUGAAGGCAGAAAAGUCAACGAGCGAGCAGGGCAUGCGCAUGCUUGUGGUGAGAUUCCUCAACCUGGUGACCGGAGCCCACAUCAACUCCGCCACGUUCUGGAAGGAAAAGGUGUUGACCGGGGUGCUGCAGAGGUUCGGGCUUGUGUCCCUCACGACGUCGGAGAGGAGAGACGUCCAGAAGAUCAGCCGGGACCCGUAUGUCCUCCAGGACUGCGUCUUCAAGCUGACGGAGAUGCAGGGAGUGGUGCUUACGGAAGACACCAAGGCCCACUUCUACGCCGACUCCCCGGUCGGCUUCGAGUUCACGGUUUCAGACAUCCGCGAGAUCAACCCCAUUGUCAGGUACAUGCACAUCCUGGACUACGGCGGGGGCGUAAUGCUAUCGAUGCAGGCACAAAGGCUGAUGGCAGAGGGCAAGGGGAACACGCGCACAGUGGAACGCCUUCACGGCAUGGCCAACCAGUUCUUCAUCACGGCCUACAGAUCCCUCCCGGAUGAUCCGAACACGCGGGCGGCCAUCCUAUCGUACUCCAAGUCCGCGGGCUUCUCGCUGUUCAGCAGCGCACCAGGCGAUCAGCCGGCGCACUUCUCCAGCGGCGCCGGUGGCGUCGACGCCGGCGAGAGCGAGAGCGACUCCGGGGCCGCCCAAAGCUCGGAGACAGGCACGCGUUCCGGCCUCGUCAUUCGCAGCCUGACGAAGAUGACGUCAGCUUUCAGGGAAAGAAAUAACAACGACAACGAUGAGCUAGGACCACCACCAGGUCAUUCUCCUGGAUACUUCCACUUUGCUGGUCCGGAACGCUCACGGAUACCUGCCCCUGCCCCUGGGAUGUCGCAAGACAGAUGGUCGACGAGGAGGCGGGAGCAGCCGCAGCAACCCGCGCCGACAACUACAAAAGGUCGCGAGGAUGUCCUGAUGACGUCAUUGGGACCGGGUCCCGCAACCUAUGUCUCGAAACGCCACAGCAUUGAAUUCGAGCUUCAAGCUGGGUCCUUGGAUGAGGAGCUGGCUCUCGAGAUGACAAUUACCCGAAGCUUAGCUUUCGUCGAUUGUCGCACCGAGGGAUCAGCCAGGUUAGGACACAUUUUCCCCCUGACUUCAUUGCAUGGUUCCCGCACGAACCCUAGCAGAGCCCCUUUUUACGACGACGCCUCGACGGAAGAGUUCUUGGCCAUGAAUUUUGUUCACGGUCCGGAGGGGGUCACCUUUCCGGAGGAUAAACCUGCCAAGCUGCGCUUCUUCUUGGGGUACGUCGAUGAGUCUACACCAGCCGGAGAAGGCUUGGACCAAGUGGCAGUUUCCGACGAGGAAAUCGAGCGCGAUAUACUCAAGACGUACAGACCGCUAACGAGCCCGGACGGGGUUGGGGACUGGACAACUUUGGGCCCGUACUCGGUAAUUUGUCGUCGGCAGCUAGGGGAGCGGGAAGUGUGGGUCGAGACUCCCGUGAAUCACUUGAGGGUCUUCUCCAACGCGAUGAAGACCGAUAAAGGGGGCAAGAACCAGUCCUACUACUACGGGGAUAUGGGCGGGCUCAGGUGGUGGUUUAAAGGACGCUCGUCGGUGCCCAAAGUCCGCUUUGGCAACACAACCAAGGAGCACUGCGCGACGUUCACCUGCUACCCGAUCGUCCAGCACACGGCAGUCUCCGGAGAGAGCGAAGGCAACGGGGGAAUCGGAGCGGGCGGGAUAUCCCUUUGGGGUGGGAGACGCGACCAGCAUUCUGCUGCAGGCGGGGCCACUCCCGCCGCAUUUGAAAAAAUUACCAACAUCGUGGACGUCGGGACCUACGAGGACUGCGACCUGUUGUGCGAUCUCAAGCAACACUUGCAGAUGAACGUCAGGGUCGGGAUCCUUUCGAACCUUGAGGGAGUAGAGGUGGAGUUGACGGGGAGGCUGCAGCUGCUGGACUCGAAGAAGAUUAGCGGAAACAAAAUCCUGGUGCUUCGGCAACUUCGACUGAGCAGGCCGUCCCAGUUCCGCAAGAUCGACUGGCCAUGUGAUCCAGAAGCUAUUUGCAAGAUAUAGCGUGUAACUACUACUGGAGUUAGACGAGCUUCCUUGUAAGUAGUUUGUAGCAUAUUUCUUUCCAUGCAUGUGUAGCAUGUUUACCGUUGCGUGCGUCUGAAAUUCUGAAAUUCAUCGAUGGCUCUAUGCAUAGUCUAGACGCGCAAGCCUUGUCUUUUACUCCUGUUUAUGCGUGGUUUGGGUGCGUUUGGUUUUGGCUACAUGCCCUUCUUUUUAUGGCUUUUUGUUUGAUAUUUUGCUACCGGCUUCUGUUUCGAUGGUAGAUUGUCUGUUAGCUUUACUGUACAGCGUUAGUCUUGCCUCACCCCCUCAGUACUGCAGUUACAACGAAUGUUGUGGGAGUCUUACUCUGGUUGAACCCACCUCCCAUCGCUCGUAUUGCUCUCUAUUGUGAAAAGCGCGUACGGGACGUGCUUGCCAGGUUGUCGCUGCCCUCGUUGAAGAAGGUAUUGUGUAUCUAGGGUUGUUUAUUCACAAGGUGAUGUUUUGGUCUAUCUGUCGUUUCACCUCACUCAUCAACUAUUAUUGUCUAAACUCGUCACUUGCAAAAUGGAGAACGGCUUUUGAUACCCAUAGCAUUUGCAUGGGACGUUUCGCAUUGCGAGUGCAUGCUGGCUAAGUAGGGUCAAGGGGUGUCGUAACAAUCCCCAAUCGGGAGUCAUACCUGGGACUUCAACGAAACGUGUACUAUGUAUGCGUGUAGCUGACACGGAGAGAAUUUGGCCAAGGUGAUGCGCUAAUUCGCCGUCAAUUUUGGGCGGGAGCGUGGUAUCGUGUAGUUUUCAGCGGUCGUAUGAGUCCUGGAAGAAUAUCCGGUGAUGACACGCCUGGGUAGUUGGGUGAGUUGAGUGUCGAGGAUUACCUUGUCCGUGUUCUCCACGGGCGGAAGGAGUUAUCGUGCCUAUUACAACA
Messenger RNA from Ectocarpus siliculosus, 4548 nucleotides. The record is from the annotation of a GenBank genome assembly. Lineage: Eukaryota; Phaeophyceae; Ectocarpales; Ectocarpaceae.